Ornithodoros turicata is the source of this 1099-nucleotide messenger RNA. RefSeq names its product transcriptional adapter 1-like. The record is from RefSeq and is a predicted model, not a curated record. Gene Ontology annotation, biological process: regulation of transcription by RNA polymerase II. Gene Ontology annotation, molecular function: transcription coactivator activity. Lineage: Eukaryota; Metazoa; Arthropoda; Arachnida; Ixodida; Argasidae. The transcript has 9 exons. Gene Ontology annotation, cellular component: SAGA complex. Bases 29 to 1051 code for a protein of 340 amino acids.
UCUUGGCCAUUUCCUCUAUUUCGAAGAAAUGGCCGCCUCCAUGAGUCAACUCGUACAAGCAAAACAGAGGAUUGCCGAAGCUCUCGGAGACAAAUUUAAGGCGUAUCUCAACGCAUUGAAGCUGUGGUUCAACCAUAAACUUACGAAGGACGAGUUCGACAUCGAAGCCAGAAAGAUCCUCAGCUCCGACGCAAUACACAUACACAACGAGUUCCUUCUGGCAUUGUUCAACAAGUGCCAAAGCGCGUGCAACACCCAAUCUCGAGAAACACCGUCAGCUGUCAGCUCUCACAUCCGAGAAAAGUUGAGAAAGGGAAAGCUGAAAGCCAAGACAAGACCAGUGCGGAUAACGUUUGAGAAACGUUUUGUGCCUGCACAGUCUACCAAGCACAUUCCCCAUGCUGUAGCGAGGGAAGUUCCAGACAGUGGCCAGAAGCUCAGUUUCUGCUCGCGCGAGCACACGCUUCCCGAUGCUCUCAUGGUGAACGGACGGAUGUUCGUUAUAGCGUGGGACAGCGGGCUGGACGCAGUGGACGACGCGGCCGUACAGCUCGUCAUGACCGCAGUUCAGAUGCAGGUAAAAAAUAUCCUAAUGGCAUUGUUUAGCCGGAGGAACGCGUACAAGAUUAGAGAAGGGCGGUUCCAGUACGCUGUUGGCUGUGCUCCCCCGAACCCCUACCUCCAAAAUUCCAAGAAUGUGUCCAAUUUCACGUCUCAGAGUCACGCCACUUGGGUGUCUGCGACUGGGGAACAUGUUCCUUACAUCGUGCCUACGGUAGACUGGGCUGAGAGCGAGGCAGCACUUGAAGCCGCGUGUGAUCCAGUGCCACGCCCUCGUCUUCCCCCAGCAUCGCCUUUCGACCUCGUCGAAGCUCUUAAGGUCCACAAAGGCAUUAUCCCAUCACAUACGGUGUAUGCCAAGAACAUGGAGAGGGCACUCGCCACACUGUGGCAUCCCAGUCACGAAGAACUGGAACAGGAGGACAUCCACUCGCAAGAAGAAGCCAUCAAACGCAAGCUUAUAGCUGAACAACAGGCUGUGAUGUGGUGAUGUACAUUAUUGUAUAUAAUUUUUAUGUAAAUAGACGAAGGACCUUUU